UCACAGGGAGGAGAAGGACAUUCCUGAUUGGCUGGAAGGGGUAACGUGCUACGCUGCAGAGCGUGCGGACCGACGGCCAUGGCGAGCUGGUGCUUGGGCACGCGGGCGCUGUGGGCCGGCGGCUUCCUGUCGGCGGCUCGAGCGCGGGGGCCGAGCGUCAGGUUAUUCUGUACCGCUACGCAGCAAAAAAACACAGGACAAAGCUAUGACGAUGACCAGAGCCAUCCUCAGAAUGAAAACAAAGGAGAACCAAACCCAACAGAGAGAACACUAAUAGAAGAAAAGGCAAAGCUAGAGGAGCAACUCAAGGAUCUUACAGACAAAUAUAAGAGAGCACUGGCAGAUACUGAAAACUUGCGUCAAAGAAGUCAAAAACUUGUUGAAGAAGCUAAGUUAUAUGGUAUUCAAGGAUUCUGCAAGGACCUUUUAGAGGUGGCAGAUGUUCUUGAAAAAGCAACAGAGAGUGUCCCCAAGGAGGAAAUCACUGAAGCGAACCAUCACCUUAAGAGCCUCUACGAAGGUCUUAUCAUGACAGAAGGGCAACUUCAGAAAGUGUUUUCCAAGCAUGGCCUUGUCAGACUGAAUCCCAUUGGGGCCAAGUUUGAUCCUUAUGAGCAUGAAGCUCUUUUCCAUAGUCCUAUGGAAGGGAAGGAGCCAGGCUCUGUGGCACUGGUGUCCAAGAUAGGGUAUAAGCUCCAUGGACGCACUCUUCGACCAGCAUUAGUUGGAGUUGUCAAAGGAGUAGAAUGAUGGUGAUUAGGACUGGCUGAUGUAGGAUAGUUCAAAGACCAUAAUAGUUGACAUUCUUUGACUAAUGGAUUUUUAUGUCUUACUGUUUCUGAACUAUUGAAGAUAGUACUGAAUUCUGCAACAAAUAAGGAUCUGCGUAUAUUAAAGAGAUUUCCCUAUUAAAAGUGUGUUAACUGUUAAAAUGAGCUAUGUCUUGCUGCUUCAGGUAUUGGUCACAAAUACUUGGAUCUUUAUUAUGCUCUAACUGAGCUUCCUACAGACCAUUUUCCCCUGAGUUAAGAUGUUGGACUGGGCUGCUUGCAUUUGGUACCUGUGCGAGGCUACUUCUAUGAUUGUAAUUAUCUGUUGGCUCCAGGCCUCAUCUCACUCUUCCCUCCUGAUUCCACUUAGGCAUUCAAUUUUUUUUUAAAUGGUUAAAUCUUCAUUUCAAAACAGGAAGAAAAAUAGUCCAUUCUUCAAAGUGUCCAAUAGUAUGGUUUUAUUUUACAAAAAUGACCAUUUCUUGGACUUCAGUAUUUUACAUUAAUCUUUAAAAUUAUGAAUUGUACUCUGUACAAAAUUGAAUUUAAAUUCUGCUUUUGGAAAAAUUGAUCAAGUAUUAACAUUAUUCCCAAGUGUUGAAUGUUGUGAAAAUUGUUCUGUUUCAAUGUCAGUAGUAUUGACAACAGGAACAUGUUUCGUAAAUAUUCUGUGGAGUACAAGAAACUAUUGUAUAAGUGAAUAGUUUUUCUUGUAGAAUCAGCAAGAAGCUAUUACAAUUGUUGAAGGUACCACUAUAUUUAAAAUAAAUUUGACCAAUUAAGAUAAUGGUUUGAAUCUAUUCUAAAUAGUGGAUUAAAUUAAGGUUACAAGUUUUAAUUAUCAAUUUGAAAAGAACACAUUGUCCAUGAGAGAGGAAGAAAGACUUUUUCAUUUUUAAUUAAAUUAUACAAUAAUAUUUUCUUUAUCCAGUCUAAGAUUAUUAAACUUAUUAUUUGAUUCUUAAAGCUCUUUAAAUUCUUUUCAAUUAAUCCCAGAUGGAGAAUUGCACAAUUGCAUAUCAUACCAUUUAUAAGUUCAAUAAAAAGCAAAACUGCAGAUGGGAGUUAAUGUUAACCUCAAAACUGUUGAGUCAGCAACUGAAGACAACCAAUAAGUUAAUAUUUUGCAAAGUCUGCAUCUGAAAGAUGAGGUUUUUUUUAACCAUAGAUGUUGACUGAUUUCUUUCCUGCGCUGGUGUGUUGCACCACCUUGUGGUAAUUAUACUAUUUCCAUGAUUACAUUAGUUUUCUCAACACUGAAAAUACACAGAUUAGAGGACUGACAGUAUUAAGUUUUAAGAAAGGACUUCUUAAUGUCAGGCUAAAAUUAAAAUUAUGAAAUCCAAAACAGGGCAGAUGUUUAAUUUCCCAACUUGUUGACAGCUGUAUUAGUAACUUUAAAUUUGCAUGUAAUGAACCAAAAACCCCAUGUUUAUGUGCUUUGACUUUAAAGAAUACUCAUUAGGUUCAGAAUUUGUGGAUAUCAAUCAUGUAUUUUUUUUUAAAUGUGGAGAAUUUAAUGUUCAGCUUCCUGUGAGAUAGUAAUUAGUUUUAGGCUGGAUCCCCUCAUCCCUGUUCAGAGCUGCUGAGUAUUCUUCCCCAAGUACCAAUAAAUGUUUUAUACUCCUGUAAACCUUUGGUUACAUUGCAAAGAAAUGUCUUUACACAGUAACUUAACCAGUAAGAUCAAACUUGGGGGUUGCUUUAAACAGCACUACUUGCAUUCUUUGAAGUAGCAGAAAAUAUCAUAGUUGACAGUUUAGACAACACCUGUGGGCAGGGAAAGGUAGGUUAAAUUUAGAUUGAUGCAUUUCCUACCUGUAUAAUACUAAAUGCCAAUUAUAUAGUCGUCAUAAUUUUUUUGUGGUGUAAUUUGAAAGCUAUAAUUAGUAAUACAUCUCAUAGAGGUGGUAGCACAUAUUGAACAAAUAUACCCAAACGAAAUAGACCACUGAAAAUUCUAGCCUUUUCCCUUCCCACAGCAAUUCCACAAAGUUUAAGAAAAAUAUCAAUUGUAAUGAAUUUAAUCAAGUGUGAAGAAAACCAUUUUUUUUAAAUGUGUGCUUAAAUAUGUUUUUAACUGUUGUUUUCAAGCUAUCAUUUGAGUUGGGAGUGCAAUUAGUGAAGUAUGUUAAUACAUAGAUGGUAAAGGUCUGUUUUCAAUACUGUCCAUGAAAGCAAGGACACAGACUUGCUGGGAGGACUUGAGGAUCGAGUGAUUAUAGUCCUUAUUUUGUUUAUGGUAAUGAGUCCUGAGCCUUUGCUUGUAUUUCAACAAUAAAUUAUUAGUCAAGUGUUAUGGUUUUGGGGGUGCUCGAAGUAGGUUCCCACAGUAACAAGGUGAAGAAGGCAUUUUCUUUGUCCUCUAGUUGUUCUGGGACCUUGGAUUGUAUAUUACUUGUGGGCCUGUCUGGAAUAUGAGGCUGCAGUAUCAGCACAAUGGUUGGAACAUUCAAAAUUAAUCCUUUAGCUGUGCCUCGAUAAAACUAAUGAACUUGUAGAAAUUGUAGUGUACCAUUUCCAGGGUCCCAUAGUCUACAUUCACAGUAAUGCAGCCAUAAGUAAUGACAAACUUGUUUGUGGUAGGACUAUUAGGAACUUGAUUUACAGAACUGUUGUUUCAUGAAAUAUUGCCUUCAAGGGAAGGAAAACAAAUAAAAUUAAUCUUGGAAUAGCAUUUUUUUUAAAGUAUGCCUGAAGAUGUGGAUACUUUUAAAAUCAUGACCAAAUGUCCCAAAGUUGCUAAUCCAGUGUCACACUUAAAUUGUACUGGUACCUUAUUCAGUAUUGUAUCUGCCACACUGACCCAAUUUAAAUACAACCUGAUUUAAAAAUAAAAUUGAAUUUAUAAACUUUCACAUUGUUUCAUAGCAAAUUAAGUACCCUUUGAAGUGUAUUUCAAGGCAAAUAUUAGUCAAUUUCUGCAAAAUCUCAAUAUGAACAAGAAAUCACCUGAAUGUUUGGUGUUAGAUCUUGGCCAGAAUACUGGAAAAAUGUUGCUCGUUGACUGUUAGAGCAUCUUUAUGUAUGUGAAAAUAGGUGGAAUUUAACACACACCAGGUAGCAUCAAUU
Molecule: messenger RNA, 3842 nt
Organism: Pristis pectinata (smalltooth sawfish)
Lineage: Eukaryota; Metazoa; Chordata; Chondrichthyes; Rhinopristiformes; Pristidae
Gene: grpel1
Product: GrpE-like 1, mitochondrial
Exons: 4
Coding region: 79-750 (223 amino acids)
Biological process (GO): protein import into mitochondrial matrix; protein folding
Cellular component (GO): PAM complex, Tim23 associated import motor
Molecular function (GO): protein-folding chaperone binding; adenyl-nucleotide exchange factor activity; protein homodimerization activity
Source: RefSeq, a predicted model, not a curated record